Molecule: messenger RNA, 6059 nt
Organism: Amoebophrya sp. A120
Lineage: Eukaryota; Dinophyceae; Syndiniales; Amoebophryaceae
Source: the annotation of a GenBank genome assembly
CAAGUUUUACAACAGGGUCGUGGGUACCACGCAAGGUCGUUGAAAACGAUCGCUCGAAAUCCCUCCCCUCUCGUCGUCUUAGUCAUUACUGCUACAGCAGCAUUUUUGAAAUCAGACUAGAAUUUGUGUAUGUUCGCACUGAUGACUUUUGCGAGAACUAGAUUUCAACGUGUGAAGAAAAUUUGAGAUCUGUCUGUUUUUCCACCGCGCGAAGCACCUCCUCCUUUCUUUAGGAUUCUCUUCGAUCUGAGCCCACAGCUGCACUGAUUAUUCCGGUGCUGUAGCUGUUCGUAUUUUUUAGAGCAGCCGACCAUCUUCGUUGAGUCCUUUGGCUUUGUUGUGGAUUUUUUUGAACCACUUUACCUUUUUUCUACACUAAACCAAGUUUCUCUUUCUGAUUUUAGAAAAUGACAACGGGCGAACUAACGAACGUUUUUGUUCUGCCCUUGCGUGAGCAGGUCGUUUUUCCGCAUCAGCGCUUCGGAAUCAGCUUGGGCAAGGCAAUCUUCGAGCGGGUCUACCAGCACUGCCAGGAGCACCGGACCCAACAGGUUGGCUUGGUCUGCAUCGCCUCCAAAAAACACGCGGCGAGCGGCAAUUUAGGGUCGGCAUCCAACUCCAGCGGAGAAACUCUGCCGUAUUCUACAAACACUGCGGGACCGAAGAAAGCAGGUACUUAGAAAUUGAUUCAGUGCUAGAGAUCUGUGACCUUUAUUUGAAGAUGUUAUUUUUGGUGAAGAAAUGUCUUCUCAAAUGCCCCGCCACUGCAAAGACGAAAAAGUCGAUUCUCAAAGGGACAUGAAAUAUUUCAUCACAAACAGUUGGCGUCACGGUCGGGACUGCAGAUCCCAGCAGCAAGGACCUCCCCAGCAAGACUGAUGGAGAUAAUAGCAAUGCCUUCGGGAAGUUCGAGUUGUACAAUGUCGGGACGCUGUGCGAGUUGCAGAGCCACGGCCGCGGCACCAGCGGCACCACGGUGUCGGUACAAGCCAAGAGCAGAAUGGAAAUCAAAAGCCUCCGGAUGUACGAUUACUACGGCAUCGCAACCGUGAGGUUGCUGGACGAUCCCCCGCCAGCGGUGCUCCGGAGCGACAAGGAUAUCAGAACGCAGGUGGAAUUGCUGCACGAUAUCCUAUGUAAAAACAUCCCCACCCCAGAGUUGUCAUGCAGAUUUGCAAGCGCAAGAGCAUUUGUAAUGCGCAUCCCCAUGGGAGGCAUUUUUCAUCGUGUUUUGGAACUUGUAAUGCUGCAAACAGGAUAAGGAGAUGGAUUUGUUAUGCGGCUUCCCUUGCUAAGCUGCACUACAGUACAGCCUGCAACUUGUCAUGCGUGACCCCCAAAACUUCAAGGUUUGUGUUGCAAAGUCCCCAUCUUGACUCUGGGGUGGGGACGUUUUUACACGGGAUACACGAGGUGGUAAAGCAGUUUUCCGAAUCCGCUUCCGGGGAAAAGCGACGGGGAAUUCUGUCCCUGGGGGACAUCCUGCGGUCUCUUUUGUCGGAUGAAAGGUAAAAUGAGAAAAAAUUUCCCCGCGUAGUGGUAGACUUAUCCAGUGUGACGGAAUUAUGAAGAGGCAUGCAAUUUUAGUCCAUGUGUCAGUGUACCAGACGUUGUAACAAUGAUGCAAGAUGAACAGAAAUCAUUGUAUGUGUGUUCUACCGAAUGCAAGAACUCUGUUCGCAGGUUUCCUUCCCAGCUGCGGUCUCAAUUCGAGAACAACCUGCGUUCGUCGAAACGCGAGCGAUUCGCCGAAGAUUUGGAGAACAGUCCGCUGGGGGACCAGGGUCAGCUGACCGACGAUACCGGUUCGUACGACGGAUACUCCCCCGGGCUGCUGGCCGACAUGAUCGCAGCGCAUCCGCACUACCGCUUUUCGGUGUUCGAACAGCAAACCGUGCUUUCGGAGUUCGACGUGAAGCAGCGAUUGGAAAAGGUGAUCCGCGCUCUGCAGCGCUUGGCCAAGGCACAGAAAAUCUCGCAGGAGAUUUCCAGCAGCAUGCAAACCCGCAGCGAAUCGGAGAUGAAGGAGGCCAUUCUCCGCAAGCAGAUCCGCGACUUGCGGAAGGAACUGAAGGUCGUGGGGAAGAAGAAAAACAAGAAAGCCGGCGAGAACGAAAACGCGAAUUCCGACGAAGACGAGGACAGCGAGGAGGACGAGCUGCAGGCCAUGCGGGACAAGGUGGGCCGCGCGCACAUGAGCAAGGCGGCGGAAAAGAUCGCGGGCCGGGAGCUGAAGCGGUUGAGUAACAUGCAGAGUCACCACCCGGAAUACACGGUGAGCAGGACCUACUUGGACCUCCUCUGCACGCUGCCCUGGAAUCGCUCGUCCGACGAUGCCGUUUUGCAGUUGAACUCCGCAGCCGCUAUUCUUGACGAAGACCAUUAUGGCUUGGAGAAAGUGAAAAAGCGCGUGCUGGAGUUCCUCGCGGUGCGGAAAUUGCGCUCCUCGGUAUUCAGCACAAGCGUAAACGUUGUCACGAAUGGCGGAGACGAGGGUAGUGGUCCACCAGGCGCAAACGACGCCACUGUGACAGACGCUACAAAUAACGGAAUUAGUACAAAUAGUGGAUCACCUGCAGACGAGGGGUCCGCGACGGUUGUGGAGGACCAACAGAACGGUACGGACGUAAACAACCCCGACGCACGUCCUAAAAAUACGCCUCCACAUCAUCUCCCCGUUGUGAAGCGCAUCAUCCAGCCAGGCGACAUGGGAGGCACUAGAAGUAAAUCGCCGAAGGUGGAUAUGCGCGGCCCGAUUCUGUGCCUGCUCGGGCCACCGGGGGUUGGGAAGACCAGUUUAGGUAAGUCCAUCGCGAAGGCCAUGGGCCGGCAGUUCCAGCGCAUCGCGCUCGGCGGGGUGCGGGACGAGGCGGAGUUGCGCGGGCACCGGCGCACGUACAUCGGCAGUAUGCCGGGCGUGAUCAUUCAGGCGCUGCAAACAGCGGGAACGAACAACCCGGUCAUUCUGCUCGACGAAAUCGACAAGCUGGCACACGGGAUGACGAGCAACCCGCAGGGGUGCCUGUUGGAGAUUCUGGACCAGGAACAGAAUUUCGCUUUCAAAGACCACUACCUGAACACGCCGUUCGAUCUUUCGAACGUCUUCUUCAUCUGUACCUGCAACGACCUGAGCACCAUCGACCGGCCGCUGCUCGACCGGAUGGAAAUCUUGGAAUUGUCGGGGUACUCCGUCGAGGAAAAGAUUUUCAUCGCCCAGCGGUAUUUGCUGCCGAAGCAGCGGAAGGUCCACGCGUUGGAGGAGCUGUCGGAUAGUGAAGAGUUAGAAGAGAACGGCCCGGUCGUGGGGGGAAAAGCAGGGUCCGGCGGAAGUCCGGUUACGGCGGAUAGUGGUUUUGGUGAGAACUUGUAUGGACGAGGGGCUUUCAACGCACCAUCCCGGAUUCAGCACGCGGAUAGAAGCACGAGCAGCAGGAACAGCAGAAGGCGGUUUGAAGAUGUUGAAAGAGCAGCUUCACGACACGAGCCGCAGCUCGGGCUGCACCGGCAUGACGACUACUACAACACUUCCGCUUACGAUCUAGACGACGAGGUGUGCGUAAUGGGUCAAAAAGGCUUUUGCGGCUGCAAGAAUUGCACCUGCACGAAGCGGACAAAGACUAGAUUUGGUCCACCUCCGCAGAACAACAAAACUACUCGGAGAAGGAAUGCUGCCGACUCGGAAAUGUAUUGCAGCGACGUGGAAACGACCGCAUCGAGCGGGAGCGAGCGUUUGAAUAGUAGUUCUUUACGUGCAGUCGGAAGAUCGUCGACGGAGGACGAACAGGAGAUCAAUCCGCUCUUCAGCUGCAGCGUCACCUUCGACGGGUUUUCGUCCGCCAACCAGCGACUGCAAGAGACGCAGUUGGUGUCUUUGAAUGCGAUGAAAUAUAGUGACUCACCAACGAUGAGCAAUUCGAAAUUUGAGGGGUCAACAAGGAGUUCGUCCUCCUCCUCCGCCACGAUUCCGUUCAACAAGAAUGAUAAGCCAUUUACCGGGCCGAAAAACGUGAAACCCCCAGUCAAGACCCAAGUUCCUCCAUCAUCAGAAGUCACACAAGUGGUCGCGACGUCCAUUCCGCCCUCCGGGAAGGCCGCCAAGCGGCCGCCGCGACUGGAAGUCACGCGAGCUGCCCUGGUGAAGCUGAUCACGAAAUACACCGCGGAAUCCGGGGUGCGCUCCCUGGAACGCCGCAUCGCGGAGAUCUGCCGCUGGGUUGCCUACGAAAUCGUCGAAAAGGAGGGGAAAAACGGGGUGAAGGUGCAGGACGUGUACACAAUCAACCCGGCGGAUUUGUUCAAAAUCUGCGGGAUCGAGGUUAGUAAGCACGAAGAUUUCCUCCAGGACACACUAACACCGGGCGUCGCCGUCGGUCUGGCCGUCACGCACUACGGCGGCGAGUUGCUUUUCGUCGAGGCGGCGAAGGUGAAGGGGAACGGGAACUUGACCAUAACGGGCAGACUCGGCGACGUGAUGAAAGAGUCGGUCAGAACUGCGUUAUCGCUUUUGCGACCCUACAUUCCCGCGCCCUUCCAGCAACACGACUUACACGUGCACUUCCCAGCGGGGGCCGUUCCGAAGGACGGACCGAGCGCGGGGGUGGCAACGACGUUGGCGUUGGCCUCGCUGUUUCUGGAAAAGCCCUGCAGAAAUGACACUGCGGUCACCGGGGAGAUCACGCUUCGGGGGCAGGUAUUUAUCGGCUGUUGUGAAUUUGAUGGGUAGUUCAUCUGUCGAUGACAGUCUAGCGUCUUUAAUUAGGUGAUCGCUUUUUAUAUCAAGCGCGAACAAAGUUUUUCCCAAUCAUUUGGCUCCUUUCAUUUCAUUUGGUGGCACGUAGUUUAUCAUCCGACAAAACGCACAGGUCCUUCCCGUGGGCGGCAUCAAGGAAAAGAUCCUGGCGGCGAACAGAUCGCCUGGCAUCAAGUACGUGCUUAUACCAGCAUCGAACGAGGCAAAUGUCGAGCAGGACCUGGGCGGCCAACUGAACAAUGUCAACCUGCGCAUCGUCUACAUUCGAACGAUUCGCGAGGCCCUGAUUCAUUCGUUCGGGGUCGAUAACUCCCUGCUACCAACCGCGGUUGAGACGCUCUCGACGGCUCCUGCGAAGUUGUGAGGAACAGAACGACUCCUGUGCUUCUAACACAAUCGCAAAAUGCGCCGCCGCUACUUACACUAACACUGAAAUUAAGUUUAUAUACGUUUUUUGUUGAAGUAAAAUUUUGAGACUUAUGCCCACACCCGACCGAAACCGUGUGAAGCCCAUUUCAGGUACGAGCUACGUUUUGUUUCCUGGGGAAAUUUUCAAUAGCUCGAACACCCCGCAAUGAAUUUGUAUCUCGAGAAGUCCUGCACUACUUUUUUCCGGUGCCUCUCGUUCGAAGAGAAACUGUCCCAAUCAUUUGUUGCUGCGAUUCAUUCACAAUUUUCAAGCAUAGAUAGGAACGAAAAACCCAAAUUUUAAAACACAUAUUGGGAACCAGUUCUUCGCUACUUUUCCAUGUUGAUUCGGUAAUAAGUUUAACCAAGCGAACUUCGUUUUUCUUUGUUUUCCAAGCGUCAACGUCUACUUUCCAAGCGUCAAUGUCGACACGCUGUCGCGGCGAGUAAAAUUACUCGCACCGUGACAGUUCUUACACGUCGCCUUUUCCAUUAGAAUAGCACUUUAUCCUCGUGUGUAGUAGAAAGUGAAACGCUACUAGAUGCAAAAGCAGACACUCUUUAUCACCCUUGUGAUUGAUUGUGACAGUUUUUGGCAAAAGUUUUUGCAUAGAACGACCAGUGUGAAGAUAAACAAACAUCGAUAGAAGCCUUUUGAUAUUUUGAGCAUUCUUGAGGCACAUCAUGAUUUUCCACGGCACAGAGCAGGAGUGUCUGUGUCGAUUCAUUGGAUACCCCCUGCGUACCAGUCCGAAUGACUGGAGACUUUGGCACACUGAUGGAAAGUUGUUGAGUUCGAGAAGGUCCAGCGCGAAAUGCGAAAGUCCGAAGCGGACUUCGAGUGCCACAGAGGCUCUGCGGAAACCGCGAACCGCAAAUGACCUAAGUACUUUAUACUUCC